AUGCAUACAAUGGAAUCUCAUUAUUAUCAUACACUGUUCUUCAUUUCUUUCUUCUCUCUCAUCAUCUUCAAUCCUUCUCAUUCCAUAUAUGGGCAGCACAGUUCUUCAGAACCUUCCCUGCCUCUAGAUACUCCUCCAAACUUGCAGCCUGUGUCCUCCCCCGGACCACAGCCCGAGCUUUCGCCAACACCAACACCAACAUUAGCCCCUUCAUCUGAACACCCUCCCGUGUCUGUCCCACCAUCCACCAACAUCGAUCCCACAAUCGAAAAAAUCUGUGCGUCAACAGACUAUCCUGAUCUCUGCCUCUCCACAGUCACUCCCUUGCUAAAAGGCAAGAAUGACAUUGUGUCCGUGCUUGAAGUGGCAAUAAAAGCCAGUACUAACUCAACAAAUUUGGGUCUGAUCAUGGCCAAAAAACUGGCUAACAUGCCUGGAAAUACUCCUGAAAUGGUCUCAAUCCUCAACGAUUGCACGAAUAGUUAUGACACCGCUUUGUACAAUUUUCGGAAUGCAAUGGAUGCAUUCCCCGGUCGUGACAUUGGCACAAUGAAUACAAUGCUUAGCGCUGUUAUAACCAAUGUUGGCGAUUGCGAGGACGGGCUUUCUGGAAUGGAUUCUCCAUUGUCUAAUUGUGCUGACAAGGUUAUAAAGAUGACUAGCAACUGCCUUGCCAUUAUUUCCUUGAUCCACUGA
Ilex paraguariensis (yerba mate) is the source of this 696-nucleotide messenger RNA. The record is from the annotation of a GenBank genome assembly. NCBI's taxonomy places the organism in Eukaryota, Viridiplantae, Streptophyta, Magnoliopsida, Aquifoliales, Aquifoliaceae.